Messenger RNA from Saprolegnia diclina VS20, 2025 nucleotides. RefSeq lists its product as hypothetical. The record is from RefSeq and is a predicted model, not a curated record. The coding region runs from base 1 to 2025 and encodes 674 amino acids. NCBI's taxonomy places the organism in Eukaryota, Oomycota, Saprolegniomycetes, Saprolegniales, Saprolegniaceae. Gene Ontology annotation, molecular function: protein binding. The transcript is spliced from 3 exons.
AUGACACCGCCAACGACGAAGCGGGGUCUCCACCUCUCGUACCUGUGCCACUUUAUCAACGAGCAUGGCGGUCAAGCUGAGUUUGCUGGCAAGUCGACGGCCCAAGUUUGCUUUGAGUUUGUCGUACCCCUGACCAAACCCUCGCAGCUUUCACUCGUCGACCACGUCGCCAACGACCCGUCGACCGCCGCUUACGUCGCGCCAGCCAACUGGUAUGUUAGCCAUGCUUGGCAGUACCUCUUCUUGGAGACGGUCGACAGCCUCGAGCGCUUCUUCGCCGACCGAGAUCUUAGUGACGACGCGGUCCUUUGGUUUUGCGUCUUCAACAACAACCAGCACCUCGCGAGCUCGUACCCGUUCGAGUACUGGUCGUCAACGUUCAAGAACGGUCUCGCAGCCAUCGGCAACGUGGUCAUGAUCAUGCACCCGUGGAACGACCCGAUCGUGCUUCGUCGAAGCUGGUGCGUGUUUGAGGUCUACGUCGCGGUGACCAUGGGCGCGCGCUUUGAGAUUGCACUUGCUCAUGAUCAAGAAGCCGCGUUUCUCGACGACAUUGGCCAACACGGAGCUUUUCACAAAAUGCUGGCGACGAUCAAGAGUGCAGAGUCGGAGACGUCGGUGCCAAGUGACCGCGACGGCAUCUUCGCGUUGAUUCGCGCCGAGACGUCGUUCAUUGCUGUCGACCGGCUCAUCUUUACAACCUUGACCAGCUGGAUCAAGUCGGCGCUCGAAGCAUCAAUCGCUGUCUCAUCAUCAUCGGCUCUUGCGAGAGCCAAGCGAUGGCAGCAGCUCGGGUACAUCCACGACAGCUUGCUCGAGUUUGCCGAGAGCGAGCGCUGCUUCCAGGAGGCUUUGCGCUUGUUCUUGGAGACCAACGGACCGGUCGACGCCGACACGUUAUCGCUUGGAUCGCUGGUCGCAUUGGCCAUCGCGCACCAGCGCAAGCCCCGCACCGAGUGGGAGCCUCGGUUUCGAUCGACGCUCGCCAUGGCCUCUGAGCAUCUCCGUGCGACGCAUGCAACAACAUUGGCCGCGCGCACCCACCUCGUCAUCUCGCUCAUCGAGCAACCUGCGUUUGCUGACGUGCUGCAUUUGGCUCUCGAGGAUUUUGAAUGGCGACGGUCGCAGCACGGCCUGUCAGACGCUCGCACGGCCAAGACCAUGUCGCUGGCAGCCACGAUCGAAGAGACGCUCUUGGGCCGGGACCAUCCAGCGACGAUGCUGACAUUCGGGCGACUCGUUGCUGUGCACUUACAAAUGGGCGACGCUGCGCAGGGUGUUCCACUCGCCGAGCGUAUUACCGUGACGCGCGAGCGGACGCUUGGCGCGACGCACCGAGACACGUUUGAGAACCGAUUCAACAUGACGUCAUUGACCAUCAUGGCGGGCGACGUCCCUUCGGCGAUGACGCAGCUGCUGUCAUUGAAGACGCUCGUCGACGCGUGCCCGCACUUGCGCUACGCCCUUUUUGUCGUCUACAACAACUUGGGCAUUGUGUAUGCGAUGCAAGCCCAACUCGACCAAGCGCUUGCGUCCUAUCGCAGCGCCUUUCAAGAGAAGUUUAGUGCGUGGGCACUCUAUGCCUUUGCGGUCCACAUUACACCUGGGUCUCAUGAUGGCGUGGCACUUGCCCGCGCGUGCGUCGAGUCGACACCCGACACGGAGCACGAGACGUGGCUUGAGAGCUGCAUGGUGUGCUACUUGCCCAUCAUUGGGGGUACCGUCGCGUGCGCGGCGUGUCCCCAGGACGUCUUCAAGUUUUGCACCCGCUGCCGCGAUCAACGAUUGUCGCGGCUGAUGCGGUUUUGCCGGCACGACCUGCAAGAAACUACGUGGGUGAUGACAGUGCCGCUGCGCCGGUUCGUUUUCGAAGAAGUGCUGCGGGCCGACGACGCGGCGUUGGAUGACGUUGGUCGACUUGCCGGCGAGUACGAAGUGUACUGCGAUACGCACAAGGUGCCAAGAAGCGAGCGCCUGAAGCGAUCGGCGAUGCCGGGUUUGAACCGCGGCUGGCACCCCAUGUAG